AUGGUUAUAAAAUCAUCGUUAUCAUUAGCUAACGAAAAAGAAACAAACGGUGAUCAUGAACAUGUACUUAUUACAGAAUAUUUAACGAGUACUGAUAAAAAAAUACAUGAAACUAAGAUAGAAGAACAUAAAAUCAUUGCUGUUAGCCCAAAUGAUCAUCGAUGGUAUCGAUUAAUUGAAUUACGUAAUGGUCUACGUUGUAUGCUAGUAACAAAUAAUCUAUAUGAAGAUGAUGAAGAAAAUGAUGAUGAGAAAAGUGAUUCAGUCAAUACUGAUGAUAAACUAACAUCUUCUGAUGCGGAUGAAGCAUUUUUACAAUAUCAUACAACAACUGUUGCUUUGUAUAUUCCAGCUGGUUCUCUUCUGGAUCCUUCAAAUUUACAAGGUCUUGCACAUUUAACUGAACAUUUACUCUUUUCUAGUUCAUCUAAAUAUCCUGAACAUAAUUGUCUUGAUACAUUUAUUUCUUAUCAUGGUGGAAAAAUUCAUGCAUAUACAGAACUUGAAUUUACAGUUAUUGUUAUUGAAAUUUCAUCGAAUCGUAUUGUUGAAACACUUGAUAUUCUUAUACAUUCACUUAUUGAUCCUCUUAUGUCAUUGGAAACAAUACAUGAUCAAAUACAAAUUAUUGAUGAAGAAAAUAUGAUUGCUCAAAUAGAUGAUCAUUAUCGAGCAACACGUUUACUUACAUAUUUAGCUAGAGAAAAUCAUCCAAUAAAACAAUUUUCUUGGGGAAAUAAAUUAAGUCUAAAAGAAUUAAUUGAAAAUACGAAUAGUACUACAGUAUUAAAACAAUUUGUUAAAGAUCGAUAUUGUAUUCCAGAAGGAAUGAAUCUUGUUAUGAUUUCAAAUGAAUCAUUUCGAAUAAUGCAACAGCGUAUAGAACGAUUAUUUUGUUUAAUGAAACGCAGUUUUAAAACUUUACCCGAUUAUAUCGGCUUACAACAUCCAUGGAAUACAGAUUAUUUUAGAAAAUUUCAGUUAGGUAUAUAUUCUGUAUCAAAUAUUUUACUACCUUCGCUUCGAGCAAUACAAAUACCAACUCAAGAAAAUCUUGUUAAAAUUGAAAGUUAUCAAUCUAUUGAUUGUGCUACUCAUAUAUUAAUCUUUUUUGAACAUGGUGUUACUACAAUAAGAGAUUAUGUUCUCUUAGAGAUUCUUGCUGAAACUAUGCAAGAAUCACUUGAAGAUUAUCUACAUACAGUUGAUCAAAAUCAUUUUACAUGUAAUAUUACGCUUCGUGAUACCUAUGGUAUUGUUUCACUUGAAAUUGAAUUAAUAUUUUCAUCAGAGAUUUAUAAUUCAAUGGAUGUUAUUGAUUAUAUAUCAAAAUUUUUUGUAAUUUUUAAAGAUAUUAUUAUGGAAACAACGAAAAUAGAAUUCGAACGAUUUGUAACCAUGUUUCGAAAUGUAAAACAAAAUAUAGAUAAUUCAUUACAAGUAUGUGUUGAUCGAUAUUGGACUGAAAUUUUAUUGAAUUCAUUUAUAUUCGAUCGAAAUAAUCAAGAAAGAGAUGCACUUGAUACUUUAACGAUAAAUGAUAUGCAAGAAUGGUAUGAUAAACAUAUAAUAGCAUCUGCACAUCGUCAAUUAAUUAUUAUUAUAUGUCCGAAUGAUGAAAUAAAACCAACAAAAACAGGUAUUAUUUCAAAUAAUUCAACAUCUGAAAAUCAACGAAAUCGAUAUAGUAUUCGAUCAAGUUUUGGUAUGUCAGCUGAACGUCUUCCACGAUUUCGACAUCAUCAAGAUUCAUCUGAUGAAACAGAUUAUGAACAUAUAUCUUUAUUACAAUCAAAAUCUGAAUCAAAAUUACAUUGUUUAACAACAAAACAUAAAUACAAUCAUAAUUUACGUACAAUAAAAAGUGAAAUAUUUCAUUUUAAUAAAUUAUUUCAUUAUCCAAAUGAUAUGAUGAAAAUAGAAUAUAUUUUAAAAUCAUUUGAAUCAAUCGAAAUUAAUAAUGAUAAAGAUCAAAAUCAAUAUAGGAAAUCUUUAAAAAUUUUAUAUGACAUUGAUUCUAAUCAAUCAAACAAAUCUUAUGUCAUCAUACAUAAUUUAAAACAAUUUAAAGAAUCAUGUUUGCUAUAUAAUGUUACAUUUAUUAAGUAA
Molecule: messenger RNA, 2109 nt
Organism: Adineta steineri
Lineage: Eukaryota; Metazoa; Rotifera; Eurotatoria; Adinetida; Adinetidae
Source: the annotation of a GenBank genome assembly